AUGUGUCGUGUCCCUGAUAUCAAUUCGUGUUCUACGUCACCAUCUAGGUUAGGUAAGGAUCGAUUGCGAAUUCUCUGUUAUUUUCUCACUAGUUUAGGUC
Didymodactylos carnosus is the source of this 100-nucleotide messenger RNA. Lineage: Eukaryota; Metazoa; Rotifera; Eurotatoria; Philodinida; Philodinidae. The record is from the annotation of a GenBank genome assembly.